This is a messenger RNA of Arachis duranensis, 954 nucleotides long. RefSeq lists its product as uncharacterized. NCBI's taxonomy places the organism in Eukaryota, Viridiplantae, Streptophyta, Magnoliopsida, Fabales, Fabaceae. The record is from RefSeq and is a predicted model, not a curated record.
AUUGUUAAAGGUAGCAUGGUAUGGUUCUGAGCUUCUUGGCAUUGCUGCUUCUGCUUUGAAGCCAUCUUCUAAUGAGAAAGCUCCUCAGAGGCUUCUUGAAUCCAUUGAUCGUGAUGCUGUUGUGGAUACUAUCAAACAAGAUUUUCAAAGGUCCUAUUUUGUCACAGGUGAUCUCACAUUAAAUGCUUAUGAAGACGACUGCGAAUUCGCGGAUCCAGCAGGAUCCUUUAAAGGGCUUCAGCGUUUCAAAAGGAACUGCACUAACUUUGGAUCCCUUUUGGAGAAGUCAAAUAUGAAGCUCAUGAAAUGGGAAGAUUUUGAGGAUAAAGGAAUAGGCCACUGGAGAUUUAGUUGUGUCUUGUCAUUUCCUUGGAGGCCAAUACUUUCUGCAACUGGAUACACAGAAUAUUAUUUUGAUCCACAAUCAGGAAAAGUAUGUAGGCAUGUGGAGCAUUGGAAUGUUCCGAAAAUGGCUUUGUUCAAACAAAUUCUUAAGCCUAGCAGGGGAUUUGGAUUAAAAGACUAUAUGAAUAGAUGGCUGAAAGCAUUUCAAGUGAAGAUUUAGAUUACUAUGGUUUGGGGUGAGUGUGUCAACAUUUCAAGUCUCAAGUUAGAGCUUUAUAAAGCUGGAAAAUUUGGAUGCAUGAUGUAUGCAACAUGAUGAAGAUGGAAAGAGGAUCAAUUUGAGUAGCAAAAUGAUAUCUCCACUCAUUUGGUAUAGGAUAUCGUGUCGAUUCAUGGUUCAUUAGCUAUUGUAAUCUAGUUAAUGAGCCAGGUCGACACGAUGUCACUUGUUAUUCAUGAUUACUAUAUUGACCCAAAGAACUAAUUCUUAGAAUUGUAUAUGCUAGGAACUCACUAGAUGGUGGAAAUCUCAUGUAAAUAUAUGGUUUCCAGAGAAUUAUGUGUUCAUGAAAGUAGCUUUUGUUAGAAGAAAAGUAUUUGCUGCUGAAA